Messenger RNA from Bursaphelenchus okinawaensis, 3942 nucleotides. Lineage: Eukaryota; Metazoa; Nematoda; Chromadorea; Rhabditida; Aphelenchoididae. The record is from the annotation of a GenBank genome assembly.
AUGCCGGCUAUGGCGCCGAAUUUCAAAAAUAAUGUCAUUAAUGUGAUAAAUCACAGAGAGGUAGGUAAAUUCUGGUAUGUUGAGAUACUGGUUAUUGUUUUUUUUUAAUUUGGUAUUUAAGUUUUGUAAAAUAUGAGAGAGUUAUUUGCGCUGUAGAAAUUUUAGGUAACAUUUUAGUUUUUAGAUAAUAUUUAAAGAUUUUCGUGAUUUUCAAGUUCUUCAAAUAUUAUAUUAUCAUCUUUUUACAUUAUAAACAUAUAAAAUCUUUAAUUUCAGACAAAUGUAGCAGUAACCUCGAUAUUCAUCAUCGUCUCUUUGUACAUCUCGUUAUGUGCCAUUUUACAAAAGAAUCUGGGGAAUCCAUUGGACGAUGAUGCAGCUCCAUUGCUCAAUUUCUCAAACCGAUCUUAUCUUAGCCCGUUGGAAGUGGUACAGCCUUCAAUUGCACCAACAGUUACUGUUAUGGCCUUGUUCUUACUAUGGGUUGUUGCUAUGGUAUUUGGACAAGUUGUGCAGUGGAUUUGUUUGCCACCUCUGCUUGGUAUGUUGCUAAAUGAUUUUAAGUAUUUGAAGUUUGUAUGAUACUUAAAUUUGCGGCAAUUUGCGUUGAUUGUCUACAGUUAGCUGAUUUUUUUUAGGUAACAUUUUUUAAAAUUUUUAAAAAGGUUGAACUUUUGGAAAAAAAGUAAACAUACUAUUUCAUAUAGCUUAAAAUUAGGUAUGUUUUAGUAGGUUUUCAUAUUUAUAUUUUAUUAUUUAACAAAGUUAUGAUCAAUUUGAAACCCUAAAAUCCAAAAUGUUCGAGUUCGCUUGGAAAACCAACUCGUUUUGCCAUUUUAAAUAUAUACGCGCAAUUCAGCUGUAACUUGAAAUAUUCGUUUUGUAAAUUAUAUUCGACAAUUUUCAACACAACCUUUAGAAAUAACAUUUUGAAUCAACCAAGUAAAAUACUAACAAAAUAUUGUUUUAGGUAUGCUGCUAGGCGGAAUAUUGAUUCGAAACACAGAUGUUUUCGCCCAAUUCUGGAACAUUGAUGCCUAUUGGGAUAGUAUACUGAGAAGUGCUGCUUUUCUGUUGAUUUUGAUCCGUUGUGGGAUCAAUUUGGAGCCGGAUGCUUUGAAGAGAUCUCUGGGUGUUUUCUCGAGUCUUGGCUUCAUUUCAACUACUGUAGAAGCUUUGGCUGUAGUUUUGGCAUCUCACUUUAUCUUUGAAAUCGGUGUACCUUUGUCUAUAUUGUUUGCGUAAGUGGGGUUGUAAAGGGGUGUUGAAGGGUUAAAAAUAUUGUUUUAGAUAUCACUUCUAUAUUUUUUUCAAAAUUUUUUAAAAAUUUUUAAAAGUUGAAGCAGUACGAACAAGACGUCGUAUUUUACAUUUUUUCAUUUUUCGUUUUUUUUGUUGGACUCAAUAAAUUUUAUUGUUAUUUUUUAACUUAUUUUAAAAUUUAAGUUUUGUACUAACUUCAACAUCACCAGCUGUUACUGUACCAUCGAUGAUAAAGCUCCAAGAUCAAGGCCGUGGCACAAACAAAGGAAUUCCGACGACAAUUUUAGCGGCCGCUUCUAUUGACAAUAUUUACUGUAUAACAGCAUUCAGUAUCGUAUCUUCUGUAAUCUUCACGAAAAACGGUAAUUUCUUGGGGAAAGGGAGAGGGGGGUUUAAUAUAAUAUUAGGUAGUUCAACUAAUUCUGUGCACUCUAGUUUGGAAAAAUAGCUUUGAGAGGCGCACAGAAUUAUUUGAACAACUUAAUAUUAUAAUUUAGUAUAAAUUUCCGUCUUCCGUAUUUUACACUAUCUAAAAGGUUUUAAGCUAUAAUAAUAUUGUUGUUAUUAAGGAAAUGCUUGUUAUUUUGUGUUUCAGAAGAUUUGACAUACUUGAUUGUACGAAUUCCUAUUGAAGUUUUGAUUGGCAUGCUCUUUGGUAUCUUGUUUGGUAUGUUUUCUUAUUAUUUUUCUUUUAUCGAUUAAAUUAAGGUGCAGCAGAAAAACUGUUGAUUAUAAGCUUUUCAAUCAAUAUUGGGUCUUAAAUGACAAUGCAAUUCAGGCCUCCUUCUCCGAGUAUUCCCACGUGACGAUGUUCAUCACGUUCACUUCAUCAGAUGUGUUAUCAUCUCUUCGUUCUCUACAGCCAUGUUAUUUGCCACAAGAUCGAUUGGCUGUGAAAUGGUGGGGCCAAUAUCGGUGUUCAUGAUGGUGGUGGUGGCAUCAAUGAGGUGGAAGAUUGACAAUCACAGAAUGACGAGGAAAGAGGAACGCUGCUUCAAGAUCGUGUGGGACGACAUGCUUCAACCGUUCUUGUUCGCUCUUAUUGGACUUUUGUUCGACUUUUCACAGGUAUGAGAUAGUUGUUUGGGUAUGAGAUGAUUUUUUGAGAUGGUUGUUUGGGUAUGAGAUGAUUUUUUGGAUUUAAAAUGAUAGUUUGGGUAUGAAAAGCUAUGUUAUGUAUUAUGGAAGCUAAAAAAUGAUAUUUUGGAAGGAAAUGAAAAGUGCAGGCUGCGGGGGACAAGUUAUACGAUAAAAAAUGUUUUUUAAAGCUGAUGAAGGGAAUAAUUCGUAACUAUUUACGAUUUUUAACGCUAAAAUAAUAUUUUAGUGAUAAUAACUUGCUGUAAUUUUAAAAUUAUGAACUUUUUGUUGAACAAAAACAAAUAAUAUAAAAAUUGAUUUUUUGAAAUUCCAGAUCAGUUGGGACAUGUUUUGGGAUGCGAUGUUGAUCAUCUUUAUUGGAGCUAUUGUUCGAAUGAUUACGGUGUUUAUCAUGUCAAUCUUCAUGUUCUUGUCACUCAAGGAAAAGAUUUUUGUUUCAGUUUGCUUCUUCCCAAAGGCUACUGUGCAGGUAUGUGAUUAUAUUCACCAUGGUGAACAAAAAAAACGAAAAAAGAUAUUUUUAACACUAUACAUGGCUUAAAAAUUGAACGAAUGAUAAUAUAAUUCUGCCAAAAUAUAUCCUUCCAGGCAGCCCUAGCCCCGCUAGUAAUCCAAUACACAGGAGAUAACGACCCAGAGAAGAUGAGUUUCAUCUUCAACACCUGCGUACUCAGUAUUCUGGUCACAGCACCAAUAGGACAAUUGAUAAUAGAUGUGUUAGGAAGGUAUUUGUUGGACAAAGAAGUUAACUUGUCUAAGAGAAGCUUUGAGCCAUUGAAAUUGCCAAAUAUGCCCGAACCAAAUGGAGAUUUCAAAAGGGAACCAUCCUUCAUUCAAGCUGAUAAGGACAACAGACUCAGGGUAAUUGUAAAAGAUAAUGAGAAAAGUAAGAAGAACAAGAUUGGCAAGAUCUUUGGGAAAUAAAUGUUAUUUUUAAACGAUUUUUUUUGUUUUUAUGGGUUUGAAGGGUAGUAUUGAUGUUAUAGUAGAUGGAAAAGAUAGAUUUAGUCGUUCUUUGUCAAGAAAUGUAUAUUUUUUGUAAUAUCAAGGAUAGUAUUGAUGUUAUAGUAGAAGAAAAACUUAAUUUUGAUUCUUUAUUUGACGUUUAUUGACCUUGUUAACUUGAACAUCUCAAUGUUAGGCUAAUUUUUGGUAUAAAACAAGUUAAAUUAAACUUUUUAUACAUUAACCAUGACCAUACUAACCCAAAAAGCUUGUCUUUGAAGUGCCAUAACUACAAUAACAUUAUCUUUUCAGUUGCAAGUAACCCCGACCAAUAACACUAACCCAACGUCGAUAGUAACGACCCCCAAACUGAAUCAAAGCUCGACAAUAACCACGACCAUGGCUCGAAUCAUGACACCACCAACAACACCAAAAGCCAAAUCCAAGAAUGAACCCCCUCCACCUUCUCUACCACCCCCAUCGUUCGACGACAUCCAUUCCCAGGCUUUCGAGAUCUUCAAGGAACAGCGACUGAAGAAGGAACGGUUUCAGGACGGCAACCGCAUGGAAACCAUUACCGAGCUUCAGACCAGUCGACCUAGCUAUAUUGAUCACAAAAUCGCCAAGUUUUAA